GGGGAGGCUGCGCCUGCGCCCCCGAGUGCGGGGUUUUCCUAGCUUGUCGGGCUUCCCAGCGCCUCUGGUUGUGUUUUUGUUCAAGUCUUCAGCAGCAUCAAAAAUGGCAUCCCAAGAGGAAAUACUACGUGAUGGGCGAUUUAGCCGUGUUACUAGGGAUCCCAGAUUCUGGGAAAUACCAGAAGAAGAUUAUAAAGUGAAGAUUGAUAAACGAUUUCGAGCUAUGUUUCAUGACAAGAAGUUCAAACUGAAAUAUACUGUGGAUAAAAGAGGUCGUCCUGUGAACUUUAGCUCCGUAGAGAACCUCAGAAACUUUUAUGCCCUGUCAGAUUCUGACUCUGAGCUUUCGGAAAAUGAUAGUAAAGUACAUACUGAAAAGAAAACAAAGAAAAAAAAAGCUAAGCCUAAAGGAAAAGUAGAUUCUGCAAAACCAUUUGCUGGUGGUCUCCCUAGAGAGGAGAAAAAAAUAAACAAAGAAGGGGUGGACCAAAGAUGUAAAGCUAUGCCCAAAUUAGAUGACCAUCAGAGUGAAAGACAGAAAAUUGCAUCUAAAGUCAAGUUGAAAGACGACUGUAAGAAAACCACGAUGGGAACUGAUCACUCAAAGGGAAACAGAGGCCUCAGAGGCAAAGAGGAAAGUAAACAAGGAGAUGCAUCAAGAGGAAGACUACGUUCAGUUCAAAAUGAAGAAAAGACUUCACAACCAAGUGGUACCAAAUCAGUGAAGGCUUCUAGGUUGGAACGUUCCCUAGGAGGGAAAGUAAAAGAAAGAGUGACUCUGUGCACAGCCACUUGCGAUCAAAGCGACAUCAAUAAAAGUCAACUAGACGAAGAAAUUUCUGAAAGUGAGAACUAUUUUGAGUAUGCAGAAUCUGAAGAAGAGGAGCUGGAAGAUGAUAGGGAAGCAGAUGAGGAGGAGGAAUCAGAAGAUGAUGGGGAAACAGACGAGGAGGACAGUGAUUCAGAAGAUGAUGAAGAAAGUGAUAUUGGGCCUGAUCUAGCUAGGGGCAGAGGGAAUAUUGAAACGAGCUCUGAUGAUGAUGAGGAUUUCAGUGACCUAUUUCCAAAGGAGCCAGAGAUUGAACAUUCAUGGGGUGAGCUAGAUAAAGAUGCCCCUCGUGGAGAUGAGAUUACAAGUAGAUUGGCAGUUUGUAAUAUGGAUUGGGAUAGGCUGAAGGCUAAGGACUUGCUGGCUCUAUUUAACUCUUUCACGCCCAAAGGAGGUGUUAUAUUUUCUGUUAAGAUUUAUCCUUCAGAGUUUGGAAAAGAAAGAUUGAAAGAGGAAGAACUCCAAGGACCUGCAGAACUAUUUGAUCUUCCAGAGAAUACCACAGAGAAAGACGGGCUUUAUAAGGAAAAACUGAGAGAAUAUCAAUUUAAGCGACUGAAGUACUUCUAUGCAGUAAUAGAAUGUGAUUCUCCUGAAACGGCCAAUAAAAUUUAUGAGGAGUGUGAUGGAUUGGAAUUUGAAAGUAGCUGUUCUUUUAUAGACCUGAGAUUUAUUCCAGAUAACGUUACGUUUGAUGAUAAGCCAAAAGAUGUAGCCUCAGAAGUGAAUGUAGCUGCGUAUAAGCCAAAGUACUUUACAUCUGCUGGUAUGGUAACAUCAAAGAUAGAUAUCACAUGGGAUGAAACAGAUCAUGAAAGAGUAACAUCGCUUAGCAGAACUUUUAACAAAGAGGAACUUCUUGACAUGGAUUUUCAAGCUUAUUUGGCUUCAUCCAGUGAAGAAGAGGAAGAACAGGAGCAAGGUGGUGAUGUAGCUCGUGAAAUGGAAGAUGACAAACCCAAGAAAAGCCAAAAAGAUGAUGAAGAGCAAAUUGCUAAGUACAGAGAACUUUUAAAAAGUAUCCAAGAAAAGGAGAAAAAACAGGAAGAUGAUGAUAUAGAAAUGGAGGUUAAAUGGGUUCCAGGCCUCAAAGAAACUGCUGAAGAAAUGGUCAAAAACCGUUUGGAAGGAAAGGACAAGCUAACUCCAUGGCAAAAAUAUUUAGAGAAAAAGAAAGAAAAACGAAAUCUUAAAAAAAAAAGAAAGGCUACUGCUGAGAGAGAAUUGAGUGGAGAUGAACUUCCAUCUGAUGUUGAUCUCAGUGACCCAUACUUUGCUGAAGAGCUUGGGGAAACAGAUUUAAAGAAGAAAGCAAAAUCAGUUGAAAGUGCUCCAGAAGCUGAAGCUGAAGUUGAAAACCAGAAGGCUGAAAUUGCCCUACUUAUGAUGGACAACGAGGAUGAUGGCAGAAAGCAUUUUAAUUAUAAAAAGAUAGUCGAACAACAGAAUUUGAGCAAGAAGAAAAAGAAACUCUUAAUGAAAAAGAAAGAAUUAUUAGAAGAUGACUUCCAGGUGAAUGUUGCCGAUACAAGAUUCCAAGCCAUGUUUACUUCCCCCCUAUUUAAUUUGGAUCCUUCAGAUCCAAAUUUCAAGAAGACAAAAGCAGUAGAAAAGAUCUUGGAAGAGAAAGCUCGCCGAAGAGAACAAAAGCAGCAAGAUCUUCAGGAGGCGAGCAAAGGACUGGAGAACAAGAUGGAAAAGAUGGGAGAGGUGGAGGUGGCAAAGAUGGAGAGAAAGGAGAAGAAAUCCAUAGAUCCUGCCUUAUCCAUGCUAAUAAAAUCUGUCAAAAAUAAAACCGAACAAUUUCAGGCAAGGAAGAAGCAGAAAGUCAAAUAACUGAACUUUUAUUUUUUACUUUAGUAAGAGACUUUACUUUAGUCUGUGCUUUUCUAACUAGCAACGUCUAUUAAAAUUGUUACAGCAUGCUCUGGUUCCUACAAACCAAAAUUUUCCUGAAAAGUUGCUUAAUUCUUGUGGCAAUUUUUGAAGUAACUAGAGUCAUGAUAACUCUUUCCUUGUGCCCCAACAAACACCUUUUUCUUUUUCUUUUUUUUUUUUUUAUUUAAACUCAUUGAAAAACUGCUCCUGGAACUCUUAAGUUUAAGUAUAAAAUUGAUGCUUUUGGAGCUGUUUAUUUUGUAUUAUGCUGUCACUCAAACAUACUGGAAGUGCUGAAGAUGGCUACAAAAAGUCAUCAUAAUUAUGGCGGUAUUUAUAAUAUAAGAAAAAUAUUAUUGCAGAGGUUUAGAGUAGACUUAAUUGUUUGAGAAGAUCUGUCUUAAAAUAUUUUUAAUUCUGCAGGAGUGUGUAAACAUUUGUCUGACAAAGAAGGUAGUAAUAUCACUAAAAAUAAAAAUUGAAGAAAUUUUUAUACAAGUGUUUUGCAUGUUUUAAAAUGAUUACAUAAUCUCUACUUCUUUAAUUUUACCUUUAAAUAAAUGAAGAGUUAUGGAUCAUGGUAGAAAUAGUUAAUGGAAGGGGUGCAAUUUAGAACAGUUUCAUUAAUAGAUAUUCAAAAUAAAUGAUUAAAAAUGGCCUGAAGUAGUUUGGGGCACUUACCUGUAUUAUUUGCUUCUGAACCUAAA
Struthio camelus australis is the source of this 3414-nucleotide messenger RNA. The record is from RefSeq and is a predicted model, not a curated record. Lineage: Eukaryota; Metazoa; Chordata; Aves; Struthioniformes; Struthionidae.